AUGUCGAUAGCGGCGGGAUCGAUGUUUAAAUGGCUGGAUUUGUUGGAGAAGGAAUUCGAUAGAAGCUUCGUGCAGCUUGAUUUGUUGCUGGGAGAGGUCGAGGAGGAGAAUAAACAAGUGACGAAUGAAGGACGCGACAAGCUCGGAAUCAUCUCAUCGUGCUUCUCCCAGUUGUGCCACAAAGCACAAACUCUGGCGCAAAUGAACUGCAAAUUGGAAGCUGAAGUCGUCAAUUUGCAGACAGACUAUUUCUCCAGCUCCGCGAAAACGAAGACAGAAAAUGAGGAAAACGAAAAACUGGUAUUACAACUUCACGAAGCCCAGUCAUUAUCUGGACCGGUUAUCAUCCUUGAGAAAAGUAAUACUAACAUGACUACCCCUUCUCUAAACAUGCCUGGAGCAGUAGGCGUUGUCCGCAGAGUAGUCAUCAACAAACACCCUGAAGAUGGCCUUGGACUUGCCAUCGUCGGAGGGAAGCAACUUGGAACUCCUAUUUUAAUUUCUGAAAUUUACGCUGGAAAACCCGCUGCCCAAUCGAGAAAUGUCUACGUUGGCGAUGCAAUUUUGUCCGUUAAUGGAAUUGAUUUGAGAAAUUUGAAACACAACGACGCGGUGAAGAUUUUAACCGAUCAAGAAGGACAGGUCGAACUGGAGCUCCUCUUUAUUUCGCCGGAAGAAAGUGCGUCUUCGUUGACGAGAUUGGAAUCGCACGACGUUUCUACCUCGAUGGGGCCAGCUGCCAUGGCCAAGAUUUCCGAAGCAGAGGCCGAUGAACUGCCGGAAGUACCUUUAGACGACCCUAUCGAAGAAGCAAAAUCAGCCCUGGAGAACGGCGAAAAUGAAAACACUGAGAGCCUGGCUCUUACAAACGAUCCCGAAGUUGCAUCCCUAAAAUCCGAAACUGCCCCGCUAGACUCGAUCCGUUCCGAAAUCAAUGAGAUCGAGUCGCACUCUGAAAAAGAUACCACGCCUAUAAAAGAAGACUUCUAA
Oikopleura dioica is the source of this 990-nucleotide messenger RNA. The record is from the annotation of a GenBank genome assembly. Lineage: Eukaryota; Metazoa; Chordata; Appendicularia; Copelata; Oikopleuridae.